Messenger RNA from Caenorhabditis remanei, 690 nucleotides. RefSeq lists its product as uncharacterized. Gene Ontology annotation, molecular function: polynucleotide 5'-phosphatase activity; protein tyrosine/serine/threonine phosphatase activity. The record is from RefSeq and is a predicted model, not a curated record. Gene Ontology annotation, biological process: protein dephosphorylation. The transcript is spliced from 5 exons. The coding region runs from base 1 to 690 and encodes 229 amino acids. Lineage: Eukaryota; Metazoa; Nematoda; Chromadorea; Rhabditida; Rhabditidae.
AUGUCCAAUAAUCACUAUAAUUAUUAUCGACCCCGGCCGCAUGAUCGGUUACCCGGAAAACGAUUUCCAGACAGAUGGAACAUCUACGACAACGUCGGUCGCGACAUCGAGGGAACCCGUUUCGUUCCAUUCAAAACUCCACUCGAUUCGUCGUUUUUCGACGGGAAGAAUAUGCCAGAAGAGCUGCAAUUCGGUGUGAAAUCACUGAUGAAUAUGGCGAAACAAGCGAAUAAACAGAUUGGAUUAGUCGUCGAUCUCACGAAUACUGAUAGAUAUUAUAAGAAGACAGAGUGGGCGGAUCACGGAGUGCAAUAUUUAAAACUGAACUGUCCGGGACACGAAGUGAAUGAAAGAGAAGAUCUUGUGCAGGAUUUCAUAAAAGCUGUCAAAGAAUUUGUGGAGGAUCCCGAAAACGAAGGAAAACUGGUAGGCGUUCACUGCACACAUGGUCUUAACCGAACGGGAUAUCUGAUUUGUCGGUAUAUGAUUGAUGUAGAUGGUUAUACGGCUGCUGAUGCGAUUUCGAUGUUCGAAUACUAUCGUGGACAUCCAAUGGAACGUGAACACUACAAAGUGUCACUCUACGAGGCGGAAGUGAGGAAAAGGACGGCGAAACCAUCGGAAGAAAUACAGGAGAAAAAUGAGAAAGAAGCGCCGCGUAAAGAAAGUGGAGAUGUCGUUGCGAAUUGA